AUGGCAACCCGUGCAAUAAGUAAUAUCAAAUUGUUGAAUCCAUCAGCUACUUUGUACCCUGAAUUAGGUGUGUGUUUGGACAACAAACCAAUUAAAUUGAAGCUAAGAAAGGGCGAGCAGUAUUCGUGGUGUGCAUGUGGUCUGUCCGGAACACAGCCAUGGUGCGAUGGCAGUCAUCGUGCAGAAGGUAUCACAACGCUGAGACCCGUACUUUUUGAAGUCGAAAAAGAUGGAGAAUACAACAUUUGCGUAUGUAAAGCAACAAAAAAUCGUCCACUGUGUGAUGGUCACCAUGUUAAGGUACAAAAACGGCGACAUACCAAUCCACCUCAACUUUGUGUAUAUGCCGAAUCACCUGUUUAUGAAGGAGUAGCCAAUAAGCUCGGAUACAAACCAAAACAAGGGCGUUGGCAUUUCUGA
Molecule: messenger RNA, 420 nt
Organism: Acanthocheilonema viteae
Lineage: Eukaryota; Metazoa; Nematoda; Chromadorea; Rhabditida; Onchocercidae
Source: the annotation of a GenBank genome assembly